AUGGCACCCAAGCCAAAGGCACCGUGCUAUGUCCUCGGCGUGGGCAUGACCAAGUUCAUCAAACCCCGCGGCAAGGUCGACUACACAGAACUGGGCUUCGAGGCCGGCGUCAAGGCUAUGCUGGACGCCCACAUCAAUUACGACGACGUGGAGCAGGGCAUCGCCUGCUACUGCUACGGUGACUCGACCUGCGGCCAGCGCGUCUUUUAUCAGUUUGGCAUGACCCAGAUCCCCAUCAUCAAUGUGAACAACAACUGCUCCACGGGGUCCACGGGCCUCGCCAUCGGGCGCCAGUAUGUGUCCAGCGGAGCUGCCGAUUGUGUGCUUGUGGUGGGCUUCGAAAAGAUGAUGCCUGGGAGCCUGCAGACCUUCUUUAAUGACCGCGAGAACCCCACGGGCACGACAGGUCUGAUGAUGGCCUCGACGCGUGGGUUCACAAAAGCUCCCGGCGCUGCUCAGAUGUUUGGCAACGCUGGCAGGGAAUACAUGGAGAAAUACGGCGCGAAGGCGGAGGACUUUGCCGAGAUCGCCCGCGUCAACCACGCCCAUAGCGUCAAGAACCCCUACUCCCAAUUUCAGGACGUCUACACCCUCGAUCAGGUCCAAAAGGCCCCCAUGAUCCACGAGCCCUUGACCAAACUCCAGUGCUGCCCCACCUCUGACGGUGGCGCUGCCGCCGUCCUCGUCUCGCAAGCCUUUCUGGACGCCCGCCCUCACUUGAAGGACCAGGCUGUCCUCAUCGCGGGCCAGUGUCUCGCCACCGACGCCCCUUCCCUCUUUUCCAAGAGCUCCAUCGACCUCAUGGGCCGCGAGAUGACACAGCAGGCCGCCCGCACCGCCUUCGCUGAGGCUGGUGUGGGCCCGCAGGACUGCAGCGUGUGUGAGCUACACGACUGCUUCAGCGCCAACGAACUGAUCACGCUUGACUUUCUGGGCCUGUCGGAGCCUGGAAAGGCCCACGAGAUGGUCCGCCGCGGUGAUAUCACGUAUGGUGGGAAGAUCGUCGUCAAUCCCUCCGGCGGUCUCAUCUCCAAGGGUCAUCCGCUCGGCGCCACAGGUAUUGCGCAGUGCGCUGAGCUGGUCUGGCACCUGCGCGGCUGGGCCAACAACAGGGCGGUGGCAGGUACCAAGUACUGUCUGCAGCACAACCUGGGCCUGGGCGGAGCUGCUGUGGUGUCCGUGUACAGGCGGGCAGAUGGGAGGGCCGCACCCCAGCUGGAUGAUGCCGCUGUGGGGAAGGUGAAUGGGCUGGGGUAUAAUCCAGCGACGCAGGCCAGGGGCUUCACGGAGGCGCAGGCUCGUUCUGUGAGGAGCCAGAGUAAGAUAAGUGAUUGGGCGCUGCAGGACACACAGGAGAAGGUGCAGGCUCGGUUCUAG
Cryphonectria parasitica EP155 is the source of this 1377-nucleotide messenger RNA. Its product is annotated as nonspecific lipid-transfer protein, mitochondrial precursor. The transcript has 2 exons. The coding region runs from base 1 to 1377 and encodes 458 amino acids. Gene Ontology annotation, molecular function: acyltransferase activity, transferring groups other than amino-acyl groups. The record is from RefSeq and is a predicted model, not a curated record. Lineage: Eukaryota; Fungi; Ascomycota; Sordariomycetes; Diaporthales; Cryphonectriaceae.